AUGGCUCGAACUCAUUACGUUUUGUGGGGAAAUGCAUGCGAAAUUCUCUCUAACGUCAUAUUUCAAGCUCUUACCUUAGACAUCACACCUAAAAAGGGGAUACGAAAAGCAGUCAGGCAUAAAUAUAAUCAUUUUCAAUAUUUCUCCCGCUCAACUGAGCCGCCAGAGAUUAUUCGACGUCAUCAUCGAAACCUGCCAGGCCGCGCUGUGCAGAUCGGUCGUAUCCGCAAAGGUAACCAUUACCAUCGCUUCAAAGAAAUUGUCGCCGAAGUAGAAAGUGAAAAGCCCACGAAAUGUAAAGAGAAGCAUUUGUACUGGAUAAGUCAAAUUAUCUCCAAAUGUUGCACAAACAUGGGCCGCGACGGUAAACCCGAUCCUAUAAUUGAAUGGCCAGAAAGUUCCGCAUUGCUCGAAGAAUAUUUGUUCCUCCGCAAAACAUUUCCCGAUAGAGAGGAUUUCCCAUACCGAAAAAGGGAACCCGGGCAGUCUUCGAAGAUGGUAAAGGUCGCACGCACAGGUAAAAAUCUUAUCAAAAAAGCGGCAAUCAGAAUCAAUCAGUAUGUACCGGAAGAUGAUGAGAAUGGGCAAAAAGGUCCGUUUGACCACGAUGAAAAUAUUAUUCAACCUGAGCCCAUGACACUCCAGAACGACGUAUCUAGAAAGAAAAAAGCAGAAGCAGAAGCUGCUGACAAGGCAGCAAAGGAAGCAAAGGAAGCAAUGAACAGACUACUAAAGAGAAACCGAUAUAAAACCAAACGAGACGACAAGAAGCAUCGUAUCAAAGACGAUAAUCCCGAAAAUCCUUACGCGCCAGAAAGGAAAGAAGACGAAGAAAGUAUUGUCACCGAUAGCGAUUUUGUGGGAAAUUAUCGGGAGAGAAAUGAAGCGGAUAAUGAUCCACCUCCUGAGAAAAAACCAAGGGUGCAUCAUCGUCAUCGCGAAUAUUUGCGAGAUGGUCAUGGAAGUCUGACUUCUUCUUACUCGGAUUCGGAUUCGGACUCAAGUAUAAGUUCCAUGUAUGCGCCAUCUGUGAGAAGAAUCUAUGACAAGAGAAGCGGGCACCAUGGGAGACAUCGGAGUCAUGGACGUGAACGUCAUUAUCGUCCAGUUCAUUAUGAUAGCGAGGUUAGUAGUGAUACGGGAAGACCACCGAGCCUUUAUAGCUAUCCUCCACCGCAUCAUGGGGGUUUUAGGUAUGGCUAG
Molecule: messenger RNA, 1203 nt
Organism: Botrytis fragariae
Lineage: Eukaryota; Fungi; Ascomycota; Leotiomycetes; Helotiales; Sclerotiniaceae
Exons: 2
Coding region: 1-1203 (400 amino acids)
Source: RefSeq, a predicted model, not a curated record